CGUAGGACCAAGCCUUUAGCUCAGGCAGAACCUUCAGACAUUCUGGUUCAAGAUGUCCCUGGAUGUCAGACACCCGGCGGGGAUCUCGACCGGGUGUUUCUCACCGCGGGGCGGCCGCAUCGACGCGCGGGAGGACACAGGAGUGGAGCGCAGCGCUGCAGUCGCUGCGCGAGGCAUCCCAGCAAUGCGUGAGGAUCAGCGCAGGCCGCUACGUCGCGGCCGCCAGCGCGUGUGGGAAGGGCGAGCAGUGGCAGUGGGCGCUGUCGCUUCUCGGCGAGCUGGUUGAGGCGAAGGUGGAGCCCACCGUCAUUCUACAGCGCUGGGAUCAGCGCGUGCGAGACGGGAAAGCAGUGGCAGCGGGCGCUUGCGCUGCUCAGCGAGAUGUGGGAAGCGAGGGUGGAGCUCGACGUCAUGAGCUACAAUGCUGGGAUCCGCGCUUGCGGAAGGGGCGAGCAGUGGCAGCGGGCUCUGGUGUUGCUUAGCGAGAUGUCGGAUGCGAAGUGGGAUCCCGACGUCCUCUCCUGUACAAUACCGCAUGCAGGGCGUACGAAACCUACGAGCAUCAUCAGCUACGGCGCUGGGAUUAGCGCGUGCGAGAAGGGCGAGCAGUGGCAGCAGGCUCUGUCGCUGCUGAGAAAGAUGCGGGAGGCGAAACUGGAGCCCCACGCCCCCUGACUUACCUACAACGCUGGGAUCAGCGCGUGCGGUAAAGGCGAGCAAUGGCAGCGAGCUCUGUGGCUGCUCUGCGAGAUGCGGGAGGCGAAGCUGGAGCCCACAGUCGUCAGCUACAGCGCUGGAGUGAGCGCGUGCGAGAAAGGCGAGCAGUGGCAGCGGGCCCUGUCGCUGCUCAGCGAGAUGCGGGAGGCGAAGUUGGAUUCCAACGUCAUCAGCUACAGCGCUGGGAUCAGCGCGUGUGGGAAAGGCGAGCAAUGGAAGCGGGCAUUGCCUCUGCUCUGCGAGAUGCGGCAAGCGGAGCUGGAGUCCAACGUCAUCAGCUACAGCGCUGGAGCGAGCGCGUGCGAGAGAGGCGAGCAGUGGCAGCGGGCCCUGUCGCUGCUCCGCGAGAUGCGCGAGGCGAAGCUGGAUUCCAACAUCGUAAGCUACAGCGCUGAGAUUAUCGCGUGUGGGAAAGGCGAGCAAUGGCAGCGGGCUCUGUCGCUGCUCUGCGAGAUGCGGGAGGCGAAGCUGCAGCCAGACGUCAUCAUCUGCAGCGCUGGAGUGAGCGCGUGCGAGAGAGGCGAGCAGUGGCAGCGGGCCCUGUCACUGCUCCGCGACAUGCGGGAGGCGAAGCUGGAGCCCACAGUCGUCAGCUACAGCGCUGGGAUCAGCGCGUGUGGCACAGGCGCGCAGUGGCAGCGGGCCCUCUGUCUGCUCCGCGAGGUGCGGGAGGUGGAGCUGGAGCCCGACGUCGCCUCCAUGACCAUACCAGGGUCCGCGCGCCCCCGGAGUGCUCCCGAGCGGCUGUGCCCCCCUUCCUUGGCAUCGCUCGGGCGUGUGCAUUUUCUCCUUCGGCGAGGACCAUCGAGG
Messenger RNA from Prorocentrum cordatum, 1527 nucleotides. Lineage: Eukaryota; Dinophyceae; Prorocentrales; Prorocentraceae. The record is from the annotation of a GenBank genome assembly.